AUGGCCGAUUUGCUCCGAAAAGCCCAACUGCCCGACUUGUCAUAUUAUCAGGCGGUCGGAAAAUCGGUCGAAUCAACCCCCAAGAAGAGAGACCGCAAAGCAUCCACAGUAUCAACAGAGGAUACUCCUCCCGCUGUGGGAGUGAACGGAGUGGCUGGAUCCGCCAAUUCUGCAGUACGCCCCGGCGCCGAGAUGUCAAGUUUUCAUACAACAGCUCUGGCACAACAGCCGCAGUAUGCUAUCGACAAGGAGGAGAAUGGUGCAGCUUCACUUGUCACUGCUCCGAUGGGGAGUCUGUAUGAAGUAACGCAGUUGAGCGAUAUUCGGGCUACUUCUCCCGAACGGCAGCACGCGCAUGAUCUCGUUACGGAUUUUGUCUCGCGGGGAGCAGUAGAUUUACAAGAGGCAGAGGAAUUGUUUGACCACUUCGACCGUGUUCUCAACCGCUAUUUGUGGGAUGGUAUUUUACUCGUACAUAAGGAUCUAACUUCUCUGCGAAACUCCUCUUCUAUGCUUUCUGCUGCCAUUUUUGCUGUCACAUCUCUCCACCUGCCGAAUAAGGAACGUACCUUCGAUGCAGCCUAUGCGGAGUUUGCAAAACUAGCAUCUGAGUCGAUGCUCGAUAGGCAUCAUACUCUGGAUGAUUUGCGCGCAUUAUGUAUAGGAGCUUUCUGGCUUUCGGAUGUGAGCUGGAAAUUGUCAGGGAUAUAUCAUGCUUUCGGCCCCGAUGUCGACUUGGAGGUUCCAGAAAGCGAAUUUUCCAUUAUCGAUAAAUUCGAUACUGACCUCGGGGAUUGGCGCUCUGCAUGGUUACCGCGGCUAGCCGGUAGUCGGUAUGUUGGUGCGUACCCUUACAAAGCUGUAUAUCUACACUAUAAUUUCUGCCGAUUACAAUUGAACUCUGUCGCCUUGCGAACCUACCACUCUUCGAAUUCGACGCGUCCUAUGUCAGCCGAACGGAAGAAGCGCGCAAACUUGGCUAUCGAAUCUGCGAUUGGGACGCUUAUGGUGGUCCUAGAUGAACCUGACAUUCAACGAGCUUUGGUUGGAGUUCCACUGUACCUUCAUAGCAUGAUCACAUUUGCCGCCGUCUUCCUCUUGAAAAUUGCCGCCAAGGGCUACUCGAACAUCGUCACGAGCAGUCAGAACCAACAGAACUCGAUUGCGUCGGCAGGUCUCCACAUCGAUGUCUCCAAGCGCGCCAGUGAGCGCCAUCUCAGUCACCAUAUAUCGCGCGGCUUGAUGAAAAUGCUUACAGGGCUCGAGGAAUGGGAGAAGAGAAGCUAUGGCAAUCCACAGUCUUUUGGGCAGGGCGCUCAGGACAACGCUUCGAUGUUCAAACCUGUGAUAAUCCCUGGGGCCCAACCAUUGGGCGAGCGCGACACGAUCUUGAAUCAUCCGCCCCCUCUCUUGGGGGUUGCGCCCCUAUCCGCGGAGAGAGGAAACGGUGUUGAUUUUGAAGUAAAAGAGCAGCAAAUUGGACUUUCCGAGGGCUCUGCUGACCCUAUGAUGGCCGACCUCUGGGGCUUUGAUGAGGAAUAUUUCCCCACCGGCGUGUUCGAUUUCCUCCAGUCCCAGAUGCCGGCAUGA
This is a messenger RNA of Aspergillus mulundensis, 1590 nucleotides long. RefSeq names its product Zn(II)2Cys6 transcription factor. Lineage: Eukaryota; Fungi; Ascomycota; Eurotiomycetes; Eurotiales; Aspergillaceae. The record is from RefSeq and is a predicted model, not a curated record. The coding region runs from base 1 to 1590 and encodes 529 amino acids. The transcript has 4 exons.